UCCAGUGGAGAUUGGCUGCUCAAAUUUUUGUAUCGCACUUCGUCGGUCAAGUUUCGAAUAGCAGGCCUGGGUCCGAUUUGCUGGAAGAAUAGAAGAGUUUUCAACUUCGAUCUCUCGAGUAUUGUUGGUGGACAUUUGGAUUAUGCGGAGAAGAUGGACGUGAUUUUGAAACAUGUGGGGGUUCGGACGAAAGAUGAAUACAAAAGGAUUGUUGGCAUCCCGAAAUCGAAAAAUUUUCUUUCGUUCUCAAGUCUGAUCGGUGCUGAUCAUUCGAAGGUUAAGCGUUAAUCUCAACAUUUAUUCCUGAUCAUUUAUCAACUUUCCCGC
Notodromas monacha is the source of this 327-nucleotide messenger RNA. Lineage: Eukaryota; Metazoa; Arthropoda; Ostracoda; Podocopida; Cyprididae. The record is from the annotation of a GenBank genome assembly.